AUGUCUUCGGCAGCGACGUACGAUCCAGCCUUUGCCUCAGCAGGCACCUCCCUGGCUCCACUCAUAGCUACCGACGAUGCCAUCAUCUCAGGUCAAGCUGCUCGCGCCAGUAUACCCAACCUCGAGGACCCAUCAAAUUCCACUGCGCUGACUCCACUCCGUGCGCACUACCUUAAAAAGACCCUCAUCCGUCUACAGAUGGAACGAGAAGUAGCUCAACUCAACACCAAGGAUGCUCUCUCCACCUUCGGUCCACCUUUCCGAACGUCACCAGAAGCACGCAGAACAGAUCUACCGCUGCUCCGAUUCAUGUUCCAGCACUUUGUUCUCACCUUCCCUUUCCUCAGGUCAGCACCGCCAAAUUUCUUCUCAGAUAAGGUGCAGGUCUUCUUUGACAAGUUCUUGGAGCGAAAUAUUAGUGGCACAGACGACAGAGACGAAUCGACAAAGCGUAGAAAGCUUUCCAACAAAUUCGAAAAUUACUUUGUGCUGCUACUGGGUUCGGCGAUCAAGGUGAAAGGUAUUGGAGAGGAUGUUGUACGCAUUUCAGAACGCGAUAGGCUCAAGAUGAGUGCAGUCGAGGCGAGACGCAAGGCCGCAUUGGGUAGAGCUGCUGCAUCUCCCAAGCCUCUUGAUGUGCCUUCGGAUGAACGACCUUCCUCUUCGCAUUCAGCCGCAUCUUCUUCGUCGGGCUCGCCUAAUUCCGGCUUCGAUAUCAACGUCGUAUCAGUGCGCAACGUUGUUACGAAAGGAAGGUUGAGAAGUCGAGCGCAUGAAGAGUUUAUCAUUCGCACACGAAGAGGGUAUGGCCAGCCAGAUAUUUAUGUCUCUCGCCGUUACGGCGACUUUGCUAGACUGGCAGAGACACUCAAGGUGGAGUACCCCGACGAAGGCAUCAGGCCACCGCCGCCCAAAGAUCGGACCAACACCGACAUCGCUGACCCGUAUCGCAAGCCGCCUGCUGAUCCUUCGCAACCAUCUGAAAGCGAUGACGGGCACCCAAGAGCUUCGAUCGAUUCCACCAGCUCUCAAGGACGCAUACCGCUGCCGACGGGUCCACUUGCAAGGGAGAAGAACCGGCUUACACUACGCGCCUAUCUCCGGUCACUACUUGGCAGUCCAGCUAUAGCUGAAAGUGCGGUUUUGAUGGACUUCCUCACUGCAGAGCCAACCACCCUUACCCGCGCCGAAGAAGAGGAUGCCGCGAUCCGAGAAGGACUUGACCAUGUCCGCGAGGAAGAACAUAAACGCUUCUCCGACGAAGCCGCCAAACGAGCUCAAGAGCUGCAACAGCACCUCAAAGGGUUCAAGAAGGACUUGGUCCAGCACGAUGGUCUCAGUCGUAUCUUUGCUACUAUCAAGACGACACCUCGCGUCGAAGAUCUACCGGAGAAGUACAAGGCAUUGCUCAAAUGGGCACGCAUCAGUCUCGCAUCGACCAUCUUCCAGAUCUUUAUGGGAAGCGAUAACUCGUCCGAGAUCUUUACGCAGAUGAAGCGGAUGCAUGGUAUGAUGCCUUACUUUAUGCUUCGUGGUAUUCUGCGUAUCUCAAACCCUAUGGCGAUGGUAAGAGGCGUGCUCGACAUUUUCCUCGCUCAACCAUUCGGACAACGCAGUUUGCUACAGCGUAUGUUCUCAAGCAGCUUGCAGGACGAGGUGCGCGAGCUGGACGAAAUUUGUGCUGCUAUCUCUGCCAAAGUUGACGAUCCGGUCAUUUGCGAGAAAGUGCGAUUGUUUGUGUACGCACCUUCCGAGAUCCAAGCUCUGUACCGUCAAGACGCAGAGGAAGAACGCUUGGAUCUGCUCACCACCAUUCUUCGUUCGCAAGAAGCUCUCGCACUCGGUCGAGCGCAGAUUCACCGCGUCGUGGAAGCAAGUCAAGCAUACGAGGUGUACAAAGAGUACCGCCGUGGCCUCAAGAACCCUGACCUCGAAGAUGAAGGUCCGCAAGACGACGAUGCUUGGCUGUACGAGGAUUUGCAUGUCUUGAUCAAGAUGCUUACUCGUAAGCGCGAUAAGGAGCAGCUUAUUUCGUUGAUCUUUGAGGGCGUUACUGCGGAGUUGUUGAAGGACAUGGUUACGAUCUUCUACUCUCCCCUUGCUCAGGUGUACAAACUUGCGAAUAUUGCUGAUAGCUUGUCGGAUCUACAAGCGUUUAUUACGGACUUGAUCAAGACGGUUGAAGCGAAUGAGGAGCUCAGCUAUACCGAUCCCACACGCACAGUACAGGUAUUCGUGGACCUUGUGGAACGACACGAAGGAAGGUUCUACAACUUUGUCCAUCAGGUUCAUUCGAAGGGUUCGGGAUUGUUCGAUGGGUUGAUGCACUGGAUUGAGCUAUUCAUCAACUUUGUUCGUGGGAAUGAAAGGUCUGCUGAGGCUGUCUCGCAGCAGCCUAGUAAGGACUCGGAUGAAGCGUUCAAACAACAGGGCGGGAUUGGAGAGGUAGACCUGGAGAUCUGCCUGCCUGCUGGUGGUGAGGAGCGGAAGAGAGCGUUGGAUGAGAUUGAUGCGCUGGUGCUGUAUGCUUAUCGGCUCAAGUUUGUUCGCGAGCUAAAGCUGAGGAGGAAGCUGGCGGAUCGAGAAGUUGCUGGACUGGCAGGUAAGCUGAUUGGUACAGAGAAGAAGAGGAGAACCGAUGGGCUUAGCGAGGAAGAUGAUAGCGCAUUUGUCGGUGCUAUGGUGGAGAACCUUGGUGUGGGUGAUAUCUUUACCGGAGAAGUGGCGGAUGCAGAAGCAGAAGAGGAGGAACUCGAGACUUCUGAUGAGGACGAGUCUGAAGAUGAGGAAGAUGUGGAUGGAAACGGCCGACCUCGUCUGAGCCGCAACCAGUCUAGCGAUAGUGACGAGACAGCGGAAAGUGAUGAAGCAGCUGCACCACGAUGGAGACCCACUCCUUCUCGCCAGACCACUCUCACUCAAGAAAACCUAAAGACCGUGGAGAAGGACCUCCCAACCCCGCCACAAGCAGCGUCCACAGAGGCGAGUCACGGAGAAAAGGCCCGCAGACGUCGCAAGAUCCCAGCACCGAAAGCACCGGAACUCAAAGUGCUGCCGGAGAUGCUUCCACUAUUCGUGGAGAUGGUCAGGCCUCUGCUUCGGCCAGCCAGGACGGCUAGCGCUUCGAUCUAUCGUUCGAACAGCUAUGAUCCCCAUCAACAGCAGCAGGGGCAGCAGCAGCGCGGAGGCAUCGAUCGAUUGACGACUAAUUUGCAGGGCAUAGACUUGGCAGCGACGUCGAGUCCGACUUCGUAUUUUUCUUCGCCGUUCGCGACUCCAAGGGGCAAUGGCAGUCAGGGUCAACAGGGCGACGAGCGAUUACCGGGAGAGUACAAGUGGUAG
This is a messenger RNA of Ustilago hordei, 3342 nucleotides long. RefSeq lists its product as uncharacterized. The transcript has a single exon. Gene Ontology annotation, molecular function: phosphatidylinositol binding. Lineage: Eukaryota; Fungi; Basidiomycota; Ustilaginomycetes; Ustilaginales; Ustilaginaceae. The record is from RefSeq and is a predicted model, not a curated record. Bases 1 to 3342 code for a protein of 1113 amino acids.